Messenger RNA from Brachypodium distachyon (stiff brome), 1947 nucleotides. Its product is annotated as flavin-containing monooxygenase FMO GS-OX-like 8. The transcript has 5 exons. Gene Ontology annotation, molecular function: flavin adenine dinucleotide binding; N,N-dimethylaniline monooxygenase activity; NADP binding. Lineage: Eukaryota; Viridiplantae; Streptophyta; Magnoliopsida; Poales; Poaceae. Bases 170 to 1654 code for a protein of 494 amino acids. The record is from RefSeq and is a predicted model, not a curated record.
CCGCAUGUGUGCGUGCUGCUGUGCUGGCUAAAAUAUUUGUAAGGAAGCGGUGGAGUGGAGCAGGUACAGUAUCGUGCUCAGCUGCUGCCUGCUUAUCCCGAUCUCGUCCGUACCUUUGGUCCGAAAGAGGGUGUAACCGUGUGACACAAUUCCUACCCAGAAAGAACAAAUGAAAGGCUUGCGGACCGAUGGCGAAUGGCUGCAGCAGAAGAUGAAGAAGAAGGUGUGCGCCAUCGGAGCCGGCAUGGCGGGGCUGGCGGCGGCCCGCGAGCUGCGCCGGGAGGGCCACGAGGUGACGGUGCUGGAGCAGAGCGGCGAUGUCGGUGGCCAGUGGCUCUACGACCCUGCCACCGACGAAGCCGACCCUCUGGGCGCUCUGGGGCCUGUCAAGGUGCACAGCAGCAUGUACGCUUCUGUCCGGCUCAUCAGCCCCAGGGAGACCACGGGCUUCACCGACUUUCCGUUUGCGACCAUGGACGGCCGCGACAAUCGGCGCUUCCCGGGCCACCGGGAGGUGUACCUGUACCUCAAGGACUUCUGCGACGCGUUCGGGCUCAUGGACGCCGUCAGGCUCAACACCAAGGUCCUGCGCGUGGCCAUGACGCCGUCGCGCCGCCAAUGGACGGUGAGAUCCGUAGGACUCACUGACGCUGAUGACAAGAAGGAGGAGGUGUUCGAUGCCGUCGUCGUGGCCACCGGGCACUACUCGCAGCCAAGAUUUCCAACCAUCCAAGUAGGCAUGGAGAAAUGGAGGGGAAGGCAGAUGCACGGCCACUCGUACAGGGAGGCAGAGCCGUUCCGCGGGCAAGUGGUGGUGGUGGUGGGAACCGGGGAGAGUGGCAAGGACAUCACCAUGGAACUCCGCGACGUGGCCAAGGAGGUGCACAUCGUGGCCAGGUCCAUGGAGGACGUCACCCCAGGGCUGUCCAAGGUGCUCGCCAAGUACAGCACCAACCUGCACCUAAAGCUCAACCUGGAGCGCCUGUGCGAGGAAGGGCGGGUGGUGUUCGGCGACGGCUCCGUCGUCGUCGCCGACGCCGUCAUCUACUGCACGGGGUACAACUACUCGUUCCCGUUCCUGGACACGGCCGGGGCGGUCACCAUCGACGACAACCGCGUCGGCCCGCUGUUCGAGCACGUGUUCCCGCCCUCCCUGGCGCCCUCGCUCUCCUUCGUCGGCAUACCCAGGAAGGUGUUUGCGCCUCGGUUCUUCGAGACGCAGGGGAGAUGGGUGGCGCAGGUGCUGUCCGGCAAGAGGACGCUGCCGACGGAGGAGGAGAUGCUGCGGUCCGUCGAGGAGUUUUACCGCGCCAGGGAGAGCGCCGGUGUGCCCAAGAAGUACACCCACGAAAUCGGCGGCCAUGACCGCACGUACAUGGAUGAGUUCGGGGAAAAGUAUUGCGACUUCCCUCGCUUGGAGAGAUGGAAGUACGAGCUGCUGGUGUCGUCAGUGACCAACAUGAUCGACAACUUCGAGACCUUCCGCGAUGACUACCAGGACAGCGACUCCAUCCUCAAGGGUGUGCAGGAAUGGCAAUUAUCAGCACGACACAGAGCUGCUGCUCGUACAUCUACAGCAGUCACCGGUCUCCUUGAAGAAUCCAGGACAGUGAUCACUGAUAUGCAGCAGCUUUCCGUAAUAAGUCCAGGAUAAUACAUGGCGUGCCUUCACCGCACAAAAUAGUGCCUGACAUGCAUGCAUCCAUGUGUGGGCUGGCAGUAAAGUGGUCGGCAAAAGAUGGCACAGCUUAAUGGGAAAAUUGCGAUCAGCGUGCGAGCAACAGGACCCCGAAGCCGCGCGCUGUCGCUUCGGGAUCGUGGUUUCCGGGUCCACCUUCUUGUAUUUUAUUUCUAGUGGCCCAUCAAGUACUUGGCGUUCGUUUUGUACUCGGUAUUUCCGCUCACCACGGUUCUCAGAUUUUUACUCCGUGCUUGGCGUUCGUUUUA